Aspergillus ochraceoroseus IBT 24754 is the source of this 318-nucleotide messenger RNA. RefSeq names its product glutaredoxin family protein. The record is from RefSeq and is a predicted model, not a curated record. The transcript has a single exon. Bases 1 to 318 code for a protein of 105 amino acids. Lineage: Eukaryota; Fungi; Ascomycota; Eurotiomycetes; Eurotiales; Aspergillaceae.
AUGCUCCCAACCGCUCGUUUAUUCCAAGCUGCACGCGUCACGCUCUUCACUCGUGCUGGCUGUGGGCUCUGCGAUACCGCCAAAUACAAUGUGACCCAAGUCCGUAAGCGACGGCCUUUCAACUACGCGGAGGUGGAUAUCAUGGUCCCCAAUAAUAAGGAAUGGAAGGAUGUUUACGAGUUUGAUGUUCCCGUUCUGCAUGUACAGUUCGCCAAGAAUGCAGCUGGCGAGCUGUCCGAUCCAAAAAAACUGUUCCAUCGGUUUACGGAGCAGGAGGUUGAAUCACUCGUUGGUGAUGCAGAAAAGGCACAGUCUUAG